Molecule: messenger RNA, 2720 nt
Organism: Symsagittifera roscoffensis
Lineage: Eukaryota; Metazoa; Xenacoelomorpha; Acoela; Convolutidae
Product: trichohyalin-like
Exons: 5
Coding region: 174-2720 (848 amino acids)
Source: RefSeq, a predicted model, not a curated record
UUUAAUACUCGCGUCUAUUACACCAGAUUAUUGAUUGUCAAACACGUACUUUUGUGAAACCAUAUAACGUAUUUUUUUCUUUGAUGGUUUCAGUGUUGUUCAAUUGUAAGCUUAUCAAACUUUUAUCAGUUUUUCAAGUUUAUCUUCAAGUUUUUAUUUAAAUUCUAUUCAAAAUGUCGAGAGUCAAAUCUGAUCAAGUGAUUGCAAAGAAUUCCGCGAAACCAAAACCUGAGCUGGUCAAGAAAUAUCGAACACUGGAAAAAGCUUUAAUCUACGAAUUUAUAGACGACCACGUAGAACUGCGGGACAAAUAUCUUCAGAAAUCAGUCGAACUCCACCAGAAAGUGUUCGGCGAUUCGUCCGAAAGAAUUUCCACUAAAGUUAUUCCAAAACAGCGUCGCCCAAAUUCGAGAGUAAGAAUAAGUUCAGACAGUACAUUUGCAAGCGUCAGUUUGCCAGCCGAUAAAAAACCUACAGUUACGAAAAAAUCUGCCUCGCCGAAUAGAUUAAAUAGAUCGAGAAUCGAAAAAUCAUCUCUCCGGUCAUCGAAAACAUCUCAGGGAUCAGCUUUACAAAAAGAAGAAGAGAUCGAUAUUCCACAAAACUCAUCAGCUAAGAACUCAAACAGAACUGUUUCGGCUAAAAGAACAAAAAGUGUUGAUUCACUGACUUUUUCGUCGUCAGAUAAUGAGACUAAAGAGGAAGACAAACUUAGUCUACUCAAUUUGGAAUCGAAAUCAGAAUCAAAAACGGCCACAAAAGAUUCGGAAAAUAAAGUCGAAUCGAAAGAAAACAGUACGAUAGUGUCGGAUCAUGACAGUAACACUCUAAGUUCCAAGGGUUCCAAAAACUCCAAGGCCUCCGAGAACUCAAAAGGGGCCAGGGAUUCCAGUAGUUCCUCUGUGUCCAGCGUGUGGUCUGAAGAAUCUUCAGACAACAGCUAUAAAGAAUAUCCAAAGUUAAAUUACAAAACUGAUCAGCUGAGACCACAAACAGCUAUGGAGAUUCCGAGAUCAAAGAGUCCGCCGCGUGAACAGACUUCUGAGGCGACUAAGGAUAGUCGGAUUGAAUCCUCCGAAAAUAAUACGACUCCUAGAAAGCAAACUAGGGCCAAGAAAGUGUCAAAUAGCGCAAGGCCCAACAAUGUUAAGAAACAGAGUGCACCUUUCAUAAACGAAAAACAAAGAGUGCGUUCGUCUCUUGACUCCCGCAGUCGUGACCAAUCAGCCUCGAUUACUAGUCCAUACGAGCUGAAAAUAGACGAUGUCUCUGCAGCUAACUCGUCCUUGAAAGCGGAACCAACCUCGCCUCACACACGACUGGUAGAUCAUCAUCUGAAAAACACUCACAAGGAGAGUAUUCUGAAGUGGCUGGAGUUGAAGGAGAUAGAGGAGAAGGAGAAGGAGGGGGAGAAGAGGCGAAGAAAGAGGGGGGAGCGGAGGAGGAGGGAGGGGGAGAUAGUGAGUAGGGCUAACAGGGAGAGUGAGGCUGCAAUCGCCUACUCCAACUGGUUCAAAGAAAAGAGGCGCGCCAUCAAUUCCAUGGAGAACCAGCUCAAAAUAGCAUCGGUGGAGAAUUCAAGACAGACUGAGCUGAAAAGACAGAGCGAAGAGUCCUUCCAGAAGUGGCUGAGAGCCAAAAGUGAGCAGAAGAGAAAAGAAAGACUGGCUCAGAAGAAGGCCAAAGAAAGUGAGCAGAAAGACGAUCAGAAAUUAGCCGAACAGAGGGAGAAAAGCUUCCAAACAUGGUUGCAGAACAAAGAAAAACAAAUGCGACGUGAACAAAGUCGGCAACGAAAACUCGAAAUGGAAGAAAGAAAAAUAGAAGAGCAAAAAAGCAGCGAAAUGAUUGAAAAUAUUGAAAAAGAACAUCAAAAGUCAGACCAUGAAAAAGAUGAGGACAGCGAGUCGGAACAAUUAGCACAUGAGUUUUUGUCCAGGCGAAGACAGAAACGCGCUCCAGUAGCUCGCGGCAGAAGUGCUUUCCAGGAAAUAGAGCCUGAAAAAGUCGGCAACGUUUCCAGGGCAGAGUUUGAGAGGGUGAAAUUUGAAGAUACCCAAAAAGAAAUUGAAAAGCAGAAAAGAGACGCCUCGAAGGGGGUUGAAGGAGGAGGAGGAGGGGGAGAGAGUAAUUGGGAUAAGUUUUACAAAGAGGAUAGAAAGCAGAUGUACGAGCGACCAAGGACAACUGGGCCGUUUAGAACCAAUAUUAGAACAAACAUCGACAAAACGACGCCUAAAAACUCAAGAGAAUUAACCAAAAAAGAAGUCUCUCCCAGUCCCUCGACAACAAUGCGACAACUACGCAAACCUAAAAUAACUUACGAAGAGUUUGUCAAACUGGACGCGGAGAAAAAGAGAAAAGCACUGGAGCCAAACAUCAGCAAGGACAUUUUAGAAAAAAGACUUCGGGAAAGAAAAGAAAGUGAGGAACUGUCUAAGAAACGAGUAGACACUGGACUGAAUAUACAGAGACGAGAGGGGAACAGGAAACGAGACCAGAAUUUGCUGGACAGUAUUUUGAGACAAGAAAGGCCGGAACCUCAAGGCGCAGAAGAAAGUGAAGCUGUGAAUGAGUUGAAGAACCAAUCAGAUUUAAAUGAAAGCAGGCAAGAUGAGAAAAAGUUGGAAGCUGGGGCUGAUAAUAAAAAAGAAGUGAAGUUCGUUGAGAAAAUAAACAGUGAUGAAGACAAUGCAAUUGAGUUAGAUCGAGUUGGUUAA